Molecule: messenger RNA, 1566 nt
Organism: Vicia faba (fava bean)
Lineage: Eukaryota; Viridiplantae; Streptophyta; Magnoliopsida; Fabales; Fabaceae
Source: the annotation of a GenBank genome assembly
AUGACUAAGAUACCUUCACUCCCCAUAGAAAAAUUGGAUUUCCCAUCAAUUUUCCCCUUUCGAUUUUCCCGGCCACACCACCGCCGUCAUCGCCGCUUCAUCCACCGACGACAGUGGCAUCCCGUCUCAAGAUCUCGCAGUUCUCCUCGAAGUCGACGGGUGAAUUUUCGCUUUUCUUCGUUAUUAACAAUCUCGUUUCAGUUUCACUCUGCUCAAUGGGUUGUAUUACAGUACAAUUUUGAAGGAAGAUAUGAUCUAGUUAGGUUCAUUAAGACAGUGCAAAAAGUGGGGCUCUAUGUUAAUCUUCGCAUUGGACCUUAUGUUUGCGCCGAGUGGAACUUUGGGGGAAUUCCUGUUUGGUUGAAGUAUGUUCCGGGUAUAAGCUUUAGAACCGAUAAUGAGCCUUUCAAGGCUGCAAUGCAAGGUUUUACUCAGAAGAUUGUUCAAAUGAUGAAGAGUGAAAACUUGUUUCAGUCUCAGGGUGGUCCAAUCAUUCUUUCUCAGAUUGAGAACGAAUACGGACCAGAGAGCAAGGCGAUGGGAGCUGCUGGUCAUGCAUACCUAAACUGGGCUGCAUAUAUGGCUGUUGGAUUGGGAACAGGAGUCCCUUGGGUGAUGUGCAAAGAAAUUGAUGCCCCAGAUCCUGUGAUUAAUUCGUGUAAUGGCUUUUACUGUGACGAUUUCUCUCCAAAUAAACCAUAUAAGCCUAGCAUGUGGACCGAGUCUUGGAGUGGCUGGUUUACCGAAUUUGGUGGCCCGAUUCACCAGCGACCAGUUCAAGAUUUGGCAUUUGCAGUUGUUCGUUUCAUUCAGAAGGGCGGAUCAUAUGUGAAUUACUACAUGUAUCAUGGAGGAACUAAUUUCGGACGUUCCGCUGGGGGUCCGUUCAUUACUACAAGCUAUAAUUACGAUGCUCCAAUCGAUGAAUAUGGUUUGAUUAGGCAACCGAAAUAUAGCCAUUUGAAGGAUCUUCAUAAAGUGAUCAAGCGAUGCGAGCAUGCUUUGGUUUCUUCGGACCCUACUGUUACAUCGUUAGGAACAUACCAGCAGGCUCAUGUAUUCUCUGCAGGAACUGCAGGAUGUGCAGCUUUUCUCGCAAACUAUCAUGUACAAUCUGCUGCUACCGUAGUUUUCAAUAAUAAGCACUAUGACUUGCCUCCAUGGUCCAUAAGCAUCCUUCCCGAUUGCAAAACUUCCGUAUUUAAUACCGCAAAAACUGUUGCGUUGGUUGGAGAAAGUGGCAGUGGAAAAUCAACAGUUAUAAGCCUUUUAGAGAGAUUCUAUGACCCUGAUUCUGGACAUGUGUACCUCGAUGGAGUGGAUAUCACAAAGUUCAGAUUAAGCUGGUUGAGGCAACAAAUGGGUUUGGUAGGUCAAGAGCCUAUUCUUUUCAACGAAAGCAUUCGUGCCAACAUAGCUUAUGGCAAAGAGGGAGGUGCUACCGAGGAUGAGAUAAUUGCAGCAGCUAAUGCAGCCAAUGCACACAGCUUCAUAAGUUAUCUUCCAAAUGGUUAUGAAACCUGUGUUGGGGAAAGAGGCACACAACUAUCAGGCGGACAAAAGUAA